AUGUUAAUGAAGAACAGAAGUGAUUCAAAAAGUGGAAGAAAUUCAAACAAAAUACAGACUGUAGAAUUUCGAGAAAGUGCAAACCGCAUCACUCCUUUCUUUGUUCAAUUGAACAAAACGCAAAAAUUCAAGUUGAUGUUACAAACGGAACGGGUCACACAACGUGUCUUUAAUUUCACGCGACAAAAUCCCAACCCCAAAGAAUCUGAAAACAAAAGUCAAACACUAACUGACCUUCCCCCCGUGAGUUAUAAUGAUUUCAGAACAAUAAUGAAUACAGUUUCUUUAAGUUAUAUCACUUCAUUGGACUGCUCUAAUAACAGACUUGCAUCACUCCCACUCCCACCACUUCCUUUUCUUAAAGAACUCGAUUUGAGCCAUAAUGUAUUGAAAAAGGUACCAAGUGUGAUAACUCAAUUCACUACUCUCACAAAAAUCGACUUGUCGUGUAACGCAAUAAGAACACUUGGCCCACUCAAAAGACACCAAACACUCCGGUUUGUCGAUAUCCACGAAAACGCAAUUACAAAACUGAAUUUCGAUAAAUACACCACCGCAGAUAAUUUGGUCUACUUUGACAUAUCGGAUAACUACAUUAAUGCACCAGUAGACACAACACAGCGGUACAUCUUCUCGUUCCCUUCAAUAUUCUUCCAAAAGAACCCGACGCUGAUCAUCGGCAAUUUGUACCUUGGCGCAGUCAAUGCAACUAAAGACACGGUGUUUCUGAAGCAAUUGAAUAUCGGCGCAAUCAUCUCGAUCGGCAAAAAGCCUAUAGAAAAGAUGAAUACCAACAACUUAUAUUUGCCGAUAGAAGAUGACCCAAAAGAGCUGAUCUCAGACGUCUUGAAAGAAUCGAUUUUAUUCAUCAACGAGAACAUCAAAAGGAAGCGAGGGGUGUUAGUUCAUUGUGAGUGUGGGAUCAGUCGAAGUGCAUCGAUUGUGAUAGCGUACUUGAUGAAGAAGAAUGGGCUGUCGUAUAAAGAUUCUUUGCUCUUUGUGCAGAGCAAAAGGCAGUGUGUGAUGCCGAACAGUGGCUUUGUGAAAGAGCUUUUGGAAUUUGAGAAGGAAGACUUCAGUUUUGGAAUCGAAGAGAAAAAACAAGAAAAAAGUCUGAGGAACCGGUUCCAGUAUUGA
Entamoeba invadens IP1 is the source of this 1137-nucleotide messenger RNA. RefSeq names its product dual specificity protein phosphatase, putative. Bases 1 to 1137 code for a protein of 378 amino acids. The record is from RefSeq and is a predicted model, not a curated record. The transcript has a single exon. Gene Ontology annotation, biological process: protein dephosphorylation; negative regulation of MAPK cascade. Gene Ontology annotation, cellular component: cytoplasm. Gene Ontology annotation, molecular function: MAP kinase tyrosine/serine/threonine phosphatase activity; protein tyrosine/threonine phosphatase activity; protein binding. Lineage: Eukaryota; Evosea; Mastigamoebida; Endamoebidae.